Medicago truncatula (barrel medic) is the source of this 291-nucleotide messenger RNA. Its product is annotated as heavy metal-associated isoprenylated plant protein 16. The transcript has 2 exons. Bases 1 to 291 code for a protein of 96 amino acids. The record is from RefSeq and is a predicted model, not a curated record. Lineage: Eukaryota; Viridiplantae; Streptophyta; Magnoliopsida; Fabales; Fabaceae.
AUGGCAAUUGCAGUUGGAGUCUCAGGAGUGGAAGGUGCAACUAUAAAAGGAGAUAACAAGGAUCAAAUAGAAGUAACUGGAGAAGAGAUUGACUCAGUUAAACUGGCAUCUCUACUAAGAAAGAAAUUCGGUUAUGCAGAUUUGGUGAGUAUUGAAGCAGUAGGAAAGACAGAGGAAAAGAAAGAUAAAGAGAAAGCAGAGGCAAUUGUGGCAUGGCCUUGUGUAUAUUCUAGUGUUCCUCAUUACCCUGUGUAUGAGAUAAAGAACGAACCUUCUUGUUCCAUCAUGUGA